ACAGCAUGAGCAUCAUGGGUAUAUAUUGAAUGCUCCUCAAUAGGCCCUUGGUGACCUACAUGUUUUUUAUCCUAGGUCAUUGAGACUGGCACUCCUUUCCCUUCACGGCAUAAAUGCAAGUUAGAGGCUUGAUUUUGCUUUCAUAAGCUCAGGCUAAUAGCAUGCUUUUAAUGGGUUUCCUGUUUAAAACAUGAAUGCUGCUUGUUGUUAUCUAGGCUUUAAAUAGCUUAACUGAAGCCAUGAUUUUCUUUAGUUCCAGGGUUUCUUUCAAUUGCUGUAGUAACCUGGGUCCGGGGCCUCGGUGGUGCUCCGAUGUCCCUCACCCACCCCUGAAGAUCCCAGGUGGGCGAGGGAAUAGUCAGAGGGAUCACAAUCUUUCAGCUAAUUUAUUUUAUUCUGAUAAUCGGCUGAAUGUAACAGAGGAACUAACAUCUAAUAACAGGACAAGAAUUCUGAAUGUCCAAUCAAGGCUUACAGAUGCCAAACAUGUGAAUUGGAGGGCAGUGCUGAACAACAGCAACCUAUAUAUUGAGAUUCCCAGUGGUGCUCUGCCUGAAGGGAGCAAAGACAGUUUUGCAGUUCUUCUUGAGUUUGCUGAAGAACAGCUUCAAGUUGGCCAUGUCUUCAUUUGCUUCCACAAGAACAGAGAUGACAGAGCUGCAUUGCUCCGAACUUUCAGCUUUUUGGGCUUUGAGAUUGUGAGACCAGGGCAUCCCCUUGUCCCUAAGAGACCAGAUGCUUGCUUCAUGGCCUACACGUUUGAGAGAGAUUCUUCGGAAGAAGAAUAGGUUGCAGUGUUUGCCUCUUAGAGCUUUCUUGUUGUCUGUAAAGAUGAAAUUGUAGAAAUUUUGUCAACAUCUAUUACAGUACAUAUAAUUGUUUGUUCUUUGUACAAAAUAUUGUGACCAGCUGCUCUGGUGGUGGGAUGUUGAAAAUUUCAAAUGUCAUCUUUUCUGGAAUUGUGCGCAUGUUGUGAUUGUGCAAAUAAAUGCUCACUCCAAAUUAGCAGUAUAUUUCUUGAAGUUUAAUAUUGUGUUUGUGAUACCGAAGUAUUUGCUUUAAUUCUAAAUAAAAAUUUAUAUUUUACUUUUUA
This is a messenger RNA of Pelodiscus sinensis (Chinese soft-shelled turtle), 1093 nucleotides long. NCBI's taxonomy places the organism in Eukaryota, Metazoa, Chordata, Testudines, Trionychidae. The record is from RefSeq and is a predicted model, not a curated record.